CAGCACCAGGCAUCCCUAGAGUCCGUGAAGUAUUAUUGAACUCAUCGCGUCCGAUGAUGUCUUCACCACCACGAGAUCUCCAUACAUCGCCUCAUUUCGCCAGUGAAAUCAGCCACAAAAAUGUGGGGAACAAUAACAACGAUAAGAGACACGAGUGCGGUGAAAACCACGACAAAAACAACAAGAAGAACAACCACAACUACGAUAAAAAUCCCGAUAAAAGCAAUAAGUGCGACGAAAACCAUGACAAAAACAACACGGAGAAGUACGACAACAAGCACCUGCGGUUGACCGCUGGCGUGGCGCGGGCGGCGGUGCUCGCUGCGGGCGCCGUGACGCGCGUCUGGCAGGAGUCGCCGUCCGUGGUGGGCUGCAGCGUCGCGGUGGGCGACCCACUUUUCCGCUUCAAGGCUGGCCAGUGGGUGGACGUGCACAUCCCCGGGGUGGACGUGGUGGGGGGCUUCUCCCUGUGCUGCGCCCCCCACCAGUUUGCUGGGGACGGUCACGUCACGCUCGGCAUCCAACGCUCCAACUGGCCGCCCGCUAACUGGUUCCAUCAGCAGGGGCUGCUCGAGGACUUGUGCCGCCAGUCCCCCAGCCUGCAAGUAAUGUUCUUCACCACACGCGACCCUCCCGACCCCAGCCUGUCACCACUCCCGCACAAACGAGGCCGCAUUGCCAGGGCCGACCUCUUGGCAGCUCUUGACCACCUCACCCGCGGGCGCCCAACUCCCGCGGCGCCCCCGCCGCCCCCCUACGGCGCCCCUGGGGACAACCCUCCCCCAGACAUGGGGAGGGGGGCGGCGCCCCUGUCCCCCUACAGGACCGUGCGGGCGUUCGUGUGCGGCCCUCCAGCGAUGAUACGUGACGUCACGGAAAUGUUGGCCGAAUUUGGCGUCCCGGAAGAUCAAAUUUUGUUCGAGAAAUGGUGGUGACAUGUUGAUGGUUGGUUAAAAUGGUGGUGACAUGUUGAUGGUUGGUUAAAAUGGUGGUGACAUGUUGAUGGUUAGUUAAAAUGGUGGUGAAACGAUGAUGGGUGGUUAAAAUGGUGGUGAAACUAUGAUGGUUAAUUAACAUCACCUUUGUAAAUUCACAGUGGAUUGGGACGCAAUAAUAUCUCUCCUGCAUGAAA
Molecule: messenger RNA, 1132 nt
Organism: Hyalella azteca
Lineage: Eukaryota; Metazoa; Arthropoda; Malacostraca; Amphipoda; Hyalellidae
Product: oxidoreductase NAD-binding domain-containing protein 1-like
Exons: 6
Coding region: 54-935 (293 amino acids)
Cellular component (GO): mitochondrion
Molecular function (GO): oxidoreductase activity
Source: RefSeq, a predicted model, not a curated record